Messenger RNA from Cercopithifilaria johnstoni, 207 nucleotides. Lineage: Eukaryota; Metazoa; Nematoda; Chromadorea; Rhabditida; Onchocercidae. The record is from the annotation of a GenBank genome assembly.
AUGGAGGUCGAGAAUAUCGUCGCCAACACCAUCUACAUUAAGGCUCGAGAAAGUAAGCUAUCUCCUUUCUUUUCUGUUUUCAAUUCCAUCGGUUCCGUAGUUCCUCCUUUUUCCGUGACAAGAGGCAUCCUUGCAGCAGCAUCAAUCCAUUCCGGUUUUCAUCAUGCUUCUAUUCUCACUUCAGCAGCAUUAGUCCCUGGAUUAUGA